AUGGGGGCGUGUGCGAGCGUCGAGGACGCACCGCCCGAGGGCGGUGAGCUCAGUCGUCUCGCGGACCAGCUGGUGAAGUAUGGAUGCGAGCGGUCGAGCGUGAACGAUGCGCUGCGAGUCUUUUGGCGAGCGGAUAAAGACGGAAGCGGGACGAUCGGUCUGCGAGAGUUCGCCUCGAUGUUCGGUUUGAGAGCGUCGAACGCGUUCUUACCUCGCAUGCUCGCGCUGUUCGACGUGAGCGGAGACGGCGACAUCGGGGCGCUGGAAUUCGUCUUGUGCCUGGCGCAAUUCUACGGCGGAAGCGCGUCGGCGCACCUGUACUUCUCAUGGCGACUCUUCGAUCAGGACGACAGUGGGUCACUGACGAUCGACGAAUUCGAAAAUAUCGCGAAAAACGAGUUGAGCUACACCGGGAGCGCGAAUGGGUACAACGCGGGCAAGGAACACGCGUCGACGCCGGGUGACACCAUAGGGGACAGAGUCGUCAUGAGCGGUCGCAUGGGUAGGAAAGUCAAGGUGAAGGGGCUGAAGAGAAUCCUGGAGGACAUGGAUAUGGACAAGAAUGGUAAUAUUACCAUCGAUGAGUUCAAGGUCAUCUCCGCAAACCUGACGCACAUCCUCGCCCCGGCUUUCGAGCUGUGGACGGCGAUGGAGAAGUACGCCAAACCGUGCUGGAAACUGAAAGAGGAGCUCAAGGAAAGUGGUCAUCUCAACAAGGUGCUCGCCAUGCUCGGCAAUAAUAGAUUAGUGAAGAGUCUGGCGAAGCGCGUCGAUCCAGCUCAGAAGAGAAGGGGCCGUGAACUCACGGAAGAUUUGAAGACGACGGAGGAGACGCGGCCCCAACGCAAAUCCGAACAGGAGCCAGGUACUGGUAUCGGUGACAAUCGUAGACAUCGAAUCCGCCAUCGUCGCGACGAUCGCGAAGGUAACGAUCAGCGACGUGAGGAUCGUCAUCAUCGUGAUCGUCAUCAUCGCGAUCGUGAGGCUCAUCAUCGUGAGGAUCAUCGUCAUGCGGAUCGUCGUCAUCGUCACAAAGAUGGUCAGCGUGACCGCGAUCGUCGCCGAGGUGAACGUCAUCAUCGUCAUGCCGAUGAAAGUCACCACCAAGAGCGCGAACAGCCGCAAUACUACGGGAACCCCGCCGUUACGGGAAUGUCACACAGAGAACAGCCUCGGGAACCUUUUGGUUACGAAGGAUACCGAGAUCCCGGCCGAGCUCCACCCGGCCGGGUGCGCGAUCAUCAGGACGAUCUUUUGGCGCAGCUCGAGCGUGACAUGUAUGGAUGA
Messenger RNA from Ostreococcus tauri, 1287 nucleotides. Its product is annotated as EF-Hand 1, calcium-binding site. Lineage: Eukaryota; Viridiplantae; Chlorophyta; Mamiellophyceae; Mamiellales; Bathycoccaceae. The coding region runs from base 1 to 1287 and encodes 428 amino acids. The record is from RefSeq and is a predicted model, not a curated record. Gene Ontology annotation, molecular function: calcium ion binding. The transcript has a single exon.